CUGCGUCUGAAAGGGGACAAUGGAGGCUGGAUAUAUCAACAUCGGCGAAAUCGAGUUCAUUUGUGAUUCAGCCCCUUUCACCAUGGUUCCCUUAGCCCAGUCGGAGGCAUUCCUCACGGACCUCUUGGAUAAAGUGUGCGAGCGAAUGAAUGACUACAAGCUCGAAGAAGACCCCGUGACUAAGGAGAAGACUUUCAAGAGAUUUGCUCCAAGGAAAGGAGACAAAAUAUACAAAGAAUUUUUAAAAUUCUAUUUUUAUUCUGAUGCUUACAGACAUUUGAAAUUCGCGUGUGAAACUAGAAUGGAAGAGUACGAAGAUGAAAUAUUCUCACUUAUCGCCCAGGAGGCACACUAGCUCACUGACAAGCUGUGCAGUGAAAAAUCAGGUCUGUGUGAAACUUCUACUAAUCACACUGAACUCUAGGAAUGACGGUGCUGCGAGUUAGAGGAGAGACAAGUCACAGCCCCCAAGGUCAAUGUCUGCAUUUCUGUCUUCAUGUUUCUUCAUGAGAAGAAACUUUACGUCUCUUGUUCGUACUGCAUUGUCUCAUGUUUGAUAUUUUAUUGAAAAUCUCUUGUUUGGCAUCAUGACGAGCCCCAAUUCUUUCUAUAGGUGAAGCUGAGGGGUGCAUGAAACGAAUUACCUUUGUAGAUUUUGAUAUAAACAGGCUUGGCAGGAAAGCAUUUAACUCAGUAAUAGGAAAAAAGUGAAGACAUUUCAUAAAUGAAAUAAGGAUUUAAUAACGUGUACUGUAUAUUUCAUGCACAUAUACAAGUAUAGUGUUCUGUUUGAUAAAAACUUGAUUUGAUUUCAUAAAUACUUGAUUAGUCAUGAAAUUAAGAAAACAUAUUGCUGCAAAUUCCAGGUUAAUUUUUCUGGGCUGUAUGGCUGUCACUGAAAGAAGCGAACUCACUUUAUAUCAGGAAUGAAAUUUAAAUUUCUAGAAACCUUAAGUUUAAAAACUUUUUAAUGUCUAAAAUUUAAUUAAAUGCAUAAAAAACAGUGAGUACUUUUACAAGGAACAAUAACUAUAUUGGCCUUUCUGAUGCAUACAUCCUGAAUUCAAAUGAUUUAGAAAGUUGAUUUAUUAUUCAUGUAUUUAUUAUCAUGUAGUCUUAAAGGAUGAUACCAGUGGCCAUGUUUUGUUUUGCUGCAAACUCUCCUGUCGUUCCUUUGUUUAUUAAAGAAUUUCACCUAACAUUUAGCGUGUAGAUUUUACUACUAACCAACCUAUCAUUCUUUCUAUGGAUGUUUUUGUAGGUGUGGAGAUGGAAGGAGAGGUGGGAACUUAUGGAAAAUUGCCUUUUGACCACGUUAAUAACAGAGUGUAGUAAUAAUCUCACUCUUGGAGAUUUCAUUGUCUCUGUUAAGUUUACAUUCAUUGGAAUAUAACUUUAAUCAUUUAAAAGGUCAGGACCUAUUUUACACUUGUUUUAAAGAAGAAGUUCUCAUUGUUGUCUCUGAGAGUUUACUAGGUAGGAUGCUUAUACUUUGUUAUGUGGAUUACUAUUUGCUAAGAAUAAGCCAAGACCAAUGAAUCCAUUUCACUGAGGAGUGGAGAGUGGAAUAGAGCAAAGUCCCCAAAACAAAAACUAUUUGCCAUAUGUUACCUGAUGGCCUAGAAAGCACAUUACUUAAGCCACUCAACUGACUCGUCAGGAGGAAACAAUUCUUACAUUUAGAAAAAUUUGCCAAAAUGAAGAGAAAGAGGUUUCCAUUCUUCUCCUUUUCCCACCUCAACUCUUAUUAAAAGUUAGAUUUUUAAAGUGAACUUCAUUUAUUUGGGAAAACUGAGAAGGUUUGUGAUUUUUUGAUACGUCUGUAGCUGGCUAAGUAGUAUAGAUCCUACAUAUUAUAACCCAAUGAGGCUGCACUGCAUACAACUGAUAAAAAAUGGAAAUAGGAUUUAAGAAUAAUUAGCAUCAUUUUUCAGUAGGGUAGUAAAAUUGUGACUUAAAACAUAGUCCCUAUAACUUUAGUAAACUUAGCUAUUUAAGUUUAAUUUAGCAUUUCAAAAAAUGAGUCAUAAACAUUUUCCUAACUUAGGCUUCCUUGGUAAAUGCACUAAACUGUUUCUUCACGGGAACAUAUAGAGACACUGGCACAAAGUUCCCUCGAAAACCAUAACAUUUGUGAUUGUAGAAGUGUUGGCUGCGGUCCUUCCAUACCCUCAAUGGUAAAUCUGACAAAUUCUCACAUCUAGACAGUACUAAUGAAUUUAAGAGAAUUUAAGAGAAUUUAAGAGAUUUUGGGCUUUUGUUUCCCACCUAAAGGACCGUGGGGAGGUAUGCCUUCCCUCCACUGAUGGCUGUUUCUCAUGGAUAUUGAGGCUUCUGCUUUGACUGGAGAGAACCAGACAUCUUGCCUCUGAUGGGGAAUAUCUUAAGGUUUUGCUAAAUAGGGCUUUUCCAUUUUUUCUUGCUUCCCAGUAAAAAUAAUCUUGUCUCUUGCAAGAUUUUCAAUAUCUCACGACUUAGAUAAUUGUUUUCUUUCCAGAUCGAACUUGUUAAACGCAUGUACAUGUUUGUAGUUACUGAUUAACACUACAUUUGAGUGAGCCACUGCAUUUCUUAUGGCUGCGAUGACUUAAGUUUCCCUCUGGGUGUGGUGAGGCUGUGCUGCUUUUAAAUGAACAAUAAUGAGAGAGUAGCUGACUGCUGGCUUUGCCAGGCCUCCAAACACAUUCCUGCCUUUUAAUGACUUUUAUUGACCAAAAACAAAGCAAAAGCAAAAAGCCAGAAAAAAAAAAAAAAGGAAGAAAAAG
Molecule: messenger RNA, 2765 nt
Organism: Balaenoptera musculus (blue whale)
Lineage: Eukaryota; Metazoa; Chordata; Mammalia; Artiodactyla; Balaenopteridae
Gene: CNPY1
Product: canopy FGF signaling regulator 1
Exons: 4
Cellular component (GO): endoplasmic reticulum
Source: RefSeq, a predicted model, not a curated record